Eurypyga helias (sunbittern) is the source of this 1109-nucleotide messenger RNA. Its product is annotated as transportin-1. Gene Ontology annotation, cellular component: cytoplasm; nucleus. The annotation marks the transcript as partial. Gene Ontology annotation, biological process: protein import into nucleus. Gene Ontology annotation, molecular function: protein binding; nuclear import signal receptor activity. The transcript has 9 exons. NCBI's taxonomy places the organism in Eukaryota, Metazoa, Chordata, Aves, Eurypygiformes, Eurypygidae. The record is from RefSeq and is a predicted model, not a curated record.
GGAAAUGUUCUGCUGCUGCUCUAGAUGUCCUGGCUAAUGUAUUUCAUGAUGAACUUCUGCCACACAUCUUGCCCCUUUUGAAGGAAUUGCUCUUCCAUUCCAAAUGGGUAGUUAAAGAAUCUGGUAUCCUUGUUCUUGGGGCAAUUGCUGAAGGCUGCAUGCAGGGUAUGAUCCCAUAUCUUCCUGAGUUGAUCCCUCACCUUAUUCAGUGCCUCUCUAACAAAAAGGCUCUUGUGCGCUCCAUUACAUGCUGGACUCUUAGUCGCUAUGCACACGGGGUAGUUAGUCAACCCCCAGACACCUACUUGAAGCCGUUAAUGACUGAGUUGCUAAAGCGUAUUUUGGAUAGUAACAAGAGAGUACAAGAAGCUGCCUGCAGUGCCUUUGCUACUCUAGAAGAGGAGGCUUGUACAGAGCUUGUUCCUUACCUUGCGUAUAUACUUGACACUUUGGUCUUCGCAUUUAGUAAAUACCAGCAUAAAAACCUGCUCAUUCUUUAUGAUGCUAUAGGAACUCUAGCAGAUUCUGUAGGACAUCAUCUAAAUAAACCAGAAUAUAUUCAGAUGCUAAUGCCUCCAUUAAUCCAGAAGUGGAACAUGUUGAAGGAUGAAGAUAAAGAUCUCUUCCCUUUAUUAGAGUGCCUGUCAUCAGUUGCUACUGCCUUGCAAUCUGGCUUUCUUCCAUACUGUGAACCUGUGUACCAGCGUUGUGUAAAUCUGGUGCAGAAGACUCUUGCACAAGCCAUGUUGCACAAUGCUCAGCCAGACCAAUAUGAGGCUCCAGAUAAAGAUUUCAUGAUUGUAGCUCUUGAUUUACUCAGUGGUUUAGCUGAAGGACUUGGAGGCAACAUUGAACAGCUAGUGGCUCGUAGCAAUAUCCUGACACUAAUGUACCAAUGCAUGCAGGAUAAAAUGCCUGAGGUACGGCAAAGUUCUUUUGCACUGUUAGGUGAUCUGACAAAGGUGUGUUUUCAGCACGUUAAUCCUUGCAUCGCUGAUUUCAUGCCCAUCUUGGGAACCAACCUAAACCCUGAAUUCAUUUCUGUAUGUAACAAUGCUACCUGGGCAAUUGGAGAAAUCUCCAUCCAGAUGGGUAUAGAGAUGCAGCCU